Molecule: messenger RNA, 2243 nt
Organism: Paraphaeosphaeria sporulosa
Lineage: Eukaryota; Fungi; Ascomycota; Dothideomycetes; Pleosporales; Didymosphaeriaceae
Product: alpha/beta-hydrolase
Exons: 2
Coding region: 218-2227 (669 amino acids)
Molecular function (GO): dipeptidyl-peptidase activity
Source: RefSeq, a predicted model, not a curated record
GCCGAAGUUGUUACGCGGGUCUUUCUAUUCGAUAUGAGCCGUGAAGGCCCGCAUGUAACCUCACGUCGUCCAGAUGCGCGAAUCGCGUACUGCGACUUCGGACCGAUAGCCUUGUUAUGUUCCUUGAGCUGCGUUGAAACUCAACUCUGGGUCACUUCGUGCUUUCUCUUGGUGAUUUUCAUCACGAUAAGUAUAAUCCGCGUGGACGAAAGUCACGAUGCAUCUCCUACCGAUUCGCAUCAUCUACCAUGCGCCCAUUACUCUGAGUGAUGGGACUGUGCUCUCAGCCAUGAUCUGGCUGCCAGAGAACGCAGAAUCUAAUCCGGUACCUGCUAUUUUAGAGUACUUGCCGUACCGCAAACGCGAUAUGACAGCUGAGCGUGAUGCAAUGAACAUGCCAUACGUUGCGGGCCGCGGGUACGCCUGCGUCCGUGUAGAUAUGCGCGGUACAGGUGACUCCCAAGGCUUGAUCUUGGGCGAGUAUUUGAAGCAGGAACAGGACGACGCGCUUGAGGUCUUGCAAUGGAUUGCAGCGCAGAAGUGGUGCACUGGGUCUUGUGGAAUGAUCGGCAUAUCUUGGGGUGGCUUCAACUCGCUGCAAGUUGCUGCGAGAAAACCAAAGGAACUGAAGGCCAUUGUUUCGAUGUGUUCGACCGACGAUCGAUUUAAUGACGACAUUCACUAUAUGGGUGGCUGCCAGCUGACUGAAAAUUUCACCUGGGCAGCUUCAAUGUUCGCAAUCAACUCGUGUCCUCCCGAUCCCGCAAUUGUAGGAGACCAAUGGCGAGACCUCUGGCUGCAGCGCCUCAAAUCUGGAGGCUUCUUCGCAAAGGAGUGGCAUGAGAACCAAAGACGGAACGACUUCUGGAAGCAUGGUUCCAUAGGCGAGGACUACAGCUCCAUUGAGGCCGCGACUUACCUAGUAAGUGGAUGGCAGGAUCCAUACACCAACACAGUCUUCAGGAUGCUAGAGAAUCUCAAAUGCCCUAAGAAGGGUCUCGUGGGUCCUUGGGGUCACAAAUAUCCAAACUUUGCGAAGCCUGGCCCGCAGAUUGGCUUUUUGCAGGAAACGGUUCGAUGGUGGGAUAAGUGGCUGAAGGGCAUUGACGACACGGGCAUCAUGGAUGAGCCUCAGCUUCGGUGUUACCUGCAAGAUCCCGCUCCCCCGGCUCCUCACGACAAGUUUCGCCCUGGCCAGUGGGUGGCAGAAAACAAGUGGUCCGACGAAAAGGCGCUGACGCGCCGAAUGGGCCUGGUGCCAGGACGGCUGACCGAAAAACCUUCAUCUUGUCGCGAAGACGCAAAGAUGGAGAUUUGCUCCCCGCAAACGCUUGGCUUUGCAGGGGGAAGAUGGUUGAUAUUUGGGGUAGAAGGCGAAGGCCCAUCUGAUCAGCGCCUGGAAGCUGGUGGCAGCCUCGUUUUUGAUACCCAGCCUCUGAAAGAGCCCCUCGAUCUGCUUGGUGCAGCUGUUUUGAACGUCCGCAUUGCCAGUGACAAGCCCGACGCCUUGUUAGCUGCAACGCUUUCGGAGGUUUUACCAGGUGGCGCUGCCACAAGAGUUUCCUAUGGUCUGCUCAAUCUCACUCAUCGCGAUAGCCAUGAAGACCUCAAAGCACUUGAACCGGGGAAGUUUUACGAUGUCAAGCUGAAACUCAACCACUUUGGGCAACGUCUCGGUGUGGGUAGUCGUCUCCGCCUUGCAUUAUCCUCCACGUAUUUCCCCAUCGUCUGGCCAUCUCCUGAGAUGACUACACUCACGAUCGAUACUGGAUCCAGCUCCAUUGACUUGCCCGUACGCACCGACAAUUCGCUGGACUCUCAGCUCAAGCCUUUCAGACCAGCAAUCAAUGGCUCUCUUGCAAAGACCCAGAUACGCCCUGCUAACCACAAGAACUUCGUGAAGCAAGAUUGGGAUACUGGACGCACGGAGCUUGUGGUGGAUUGGGACGACGGCAAAUGGGAAAUUGAGGAGACUGGAUGGCGCUUCGGGUGGACUACGCCGAUGGUCAUGGGCAUCCAUCCUACUGAUCCAUUGUCUGCGGAGGUAUACCAAGGCAUGGAGAGGGAAUUUGAACGUGGCGAUAUUAAAGUCGGUUUCAAGGGUUGGACGAAGAUGAGGGCGACAGCUACCGAGUGGAUAAUGACUGCGCGGAUCGACGCAUGGGAAGGAGAUAAGGCUAUAUUUGGACGGGACUAUGAUUUCAAGGUUCCUCGCGAUCAUGCGUAGACUCUUAGCUUAGACG